AUGGCGACUGUAACGAGAUUAGUUAAAAUGAAUUUUAUAAGCAAACGUUUGUAUAGUUCAAAGAUCAAAUUAAAUGAUGUUGUGAUAGUUAGUGCUGUGCGUACCCCAAUGGGUUCAUUCCUUGGAUCUCUAGCAAACAUGUCAGCUACUAAGCUUGGUGCACUAGCUCUACAAGCAGCUAUUGAAAGAGCUGGUAUUGUCAAAGAACAAGUUAAAGAGAUAUAUAUGGGCAAUGUUUGUCAAGCUUUUUUGGGUCAAGCGCCAGCAAGACAGGCUGCAUUAUUUGCAGGUCUUCCAACGUCAACAAUAUGUACAACAGUAAAUAAGGUUUGUGCGAGUGGUAUGAAAAGUGUCAUGUUGGCUUCUCAAUCUCUGCAAUGUGGGCAUCAAGAGAUCGUUUUAGCUGGUGGUAUGGAAUCUAUGUCUAAUGUGCCAUAUUAUUUAUCACGUGGUGAAACGUCAUAUGGUGGAGUAAAAUUGGAGGAUGGAAUUGUGUUUGAUGGAUUGACUGAUGUUUAUAAUAAAUGUCACAUGGGUAACUGUGCUGAAAACACAGCUAAAAAAUUUAAUAUUACUCGUCAGCAACAAGAUGAGUAUGCCAUCAGCAGUUACAAACGCAGUGCAGCAGCUUAUGAUAAUAAUGUAUUUAAGGAUGAACUUGUAUCUGUUAACGUACCUCAAAAAAAGGGUAAACCCGAUGUAAGUUUUACUGCAGAUGAGGAAUAUAAAAGAGUCAACUUCGAGAAGUUUAGCAAAUUGAGCACAGUUUUCCAGAAAGAGAAUGGUACAGUAACGGCUGGAAAUGCAUCCACGCUAAAUGAUGGUGCUGCUGCUUUAAUUUUAAUGACCAGUGAUGUCGCUCAAAAAUUGAAUCUCAAGCCUUUGGCUAGGGUUGUCGCUUUUCAGGAUGCGGCAACGGAUCCUAUAGAUUUUCCAAUCGCACCGGCUCUUGCAGUGCCAUCACUGCUUCAAAAUGCUGGAGUUAAUAAAAAUGAUAUAGCUCUGUGGGAAAUCAAUGAAGCAUUCAGCACGGUGGUUGUGGCAAAUCAGAAAUUACUCGACAUCGAUCCUGCCAAGGUAAAUGUUCACGGUGGUGCCGUUUCACUUGGACAUCCUAUAGGAAUGUCAGGAGCACGUAUCGUAGUACACUUGGUGCAUGCAUUGAAAACUGGAGAAAAAGGCGUUGCAUCAAUUUGCAACGGAGGCGGUGGAGCGUCAUCAAUCCUGAUUGAGAAAUUGUAAGUUCGCAGAUCAUCACGGAUGCCAUUUCCAUUUGCACAAACCAGGCAAUCUAUUUUUAAUACCGAUAUUAUGAAUUGUAUAUAAAA
Messenger RNA from Cyphomyrmex costatus, 1328 nucleotides. It is a transcript of the gene Acat1, whose product is annotated as Acetyl-CoA acetyltransferase 1. Gene Ontology annotation, biological process: fatty acid beta-oxidation. Gene Ontology annotation, molecular function: acetyl-CoA C-acetyltransferase activity. The record is from RefSeq and is a predicted model, not a curated record. The coding region runs from base 1 to 1242 and encodes 413 amino acids. Gene Ontology annotation, cellular component: mitochondrion. Lineage: Eukaryota; Metazoa; Arthropoda; Insecta; Hymenoptera; Formicidae. The transcript has 8 exons.